AUGCCGGGGAUAUGGCAGAGACUGCACCUCUCAAAGUCCGAAGAGCUCCCCCCUCUUCUCUUCAAAUAUACCGCAAACCCCAAAGGCUACGAUCUGUAUCUGACGGAUCUUACACAUCUGUGGUCCGAACGUUUGAAUUUCAAAGAGAUCCUGAAGAGAGCCGACGAAGAAAGCACAACUAUCGAUCCUACAGAGGAUCCAGAGCAAUUUGAUGUCCUCCUUGAAAAGAUAGGGGAGGCCCUCCAAAGCCGUCCCGGAAGCAGCAUUACGGUCAGGAGCGGGGCGAGCAUAGAUUCCUUAGAGCUACAUGUAUCAACGAAGUUGCCUGCUCCUCUGAGGCCUCUUAAAUGGCCUAUUUAUUUUUCAAGGGAUUGCCAACGCUUGGUGACUGAGCACUUGUUGAUUCCCUUACUGAGGGAAGAAAUUGGCUGGGAAUCUCGCCGACGGUCCCUUUUGGAACAGAUCAAACAGAAGGACUGGGUUCUUAGCAAGCUAUUUGAUAAUAUCGAAACUCUGGGUAUUGAUUUGAGCGCCGUAUUCCCAGGCAUAACGGGGCUACGUGGAGCCCGUCACGGCACCACGCUGGCACAGGCGGCGAAGUUAAUCAAGGGAGUCGCGCCAUUUGAUGAACAGCUAUGGCUCAAAGAGGUUAACGGGCCAUCCACUGAUUUCGGCCUUGGUGCAAAUGUUGUGUCGGAACUUUCUGAUUCAGCUGAGACGUCUCGGUUGUGGUUGCUUACCCCAGCGCCAGCCAAAUGGUGGGAGAACCUCGAUAUACACAGCACUGCAACAACAACGGCACUUGAAAAAGGCAGUCAGCAGAGGAAACCCCCAGAAGAAGAAGCUGCAAUGGAGACUGAUGGUGGUGCAGAAACAGAGGACGAUGAAUUUGAGCGCCAGGAAACGCCCCCGGGGCUGAAGCACAUAGAAGAGGAGCACGAAAAGCCCAGCAUUUCCCAAGAGAAAACAAAGAAAAAGAGAGAGGAUUCUAGACCAGAAUCACCACCAGCAGCCCCUAAACCACCACCGAAGGCAUCACGAGGGCUCGGUCUCGGAAUCAUAGGGAAGAAAAAGAAGCCAGAAAAACUAGCAUCCCUACAACCUGCUCCGAAUCCAGAAUUGGAAUUAUCAACAGAAUCCGAUAGCUCUGACCAUGGGGUAAAGAAACACCCCCCUCCGGCAUCAUCUACAAAAGAGAAAGGGAAAGGGAAAGGCCAAAAGGAGAUCACGGCAGAAACAGAAACAGAAACAGAAACAGACUCGGAUUUGGAUUUAGAAUCAAACACAGCAACAGCAACAGCCGUCCGUCCCCCCCAGCCAAAAAUCUCAACACCAUCACGACCUCGUCCCGAGUCCCCUAAACCCAAGAAACCCGGUAGACUAGGUAUCCUAGGUGGUAAGAAGAAGGAAAAAGCAAAGCAAUCCACUCCUCCUCCUCCUUCUCGGCCUCAACUGGCUCUAUCACCAUCACCAUCAAAAACAGAGAAUACAGUGACCACCACAACGCCACCUCCUCAACCAAAUCCCAAACGCACAGGCACAGGCAAAAUGGGCGUAAUAGGCGGCAAGAAGCAUCUCCCCAGUUACGGCAAGGAUGCCACAGAGACAGCUACUGGUGUCAAUAUUAAAAAUAAGGAGAACAACGAGACCGGGAGAAGUAUCUCUAUGAUGCCUAGUAGCCUUCCACGGUUCCCAUCUCCUGCUGGCGCUGCUGGAACUGAAACUGUACCGGUGAAACCGAAGAAAGAGGAACCCGAAGAACCGCGGAGGGAGGAGACAGAGGAGGAAAAAGCGGAUAGAAAGCGUGAGGAGCUGAAGAGGCAGCUCGAGGCGAGGAGUAAGGCGCCUGCGAAGAAGAAGAGGAGGUUCUGA
This is a messenger RNA of Monascus purpureus, 1872 nucleotides long. NCBI's taxonomy places the organism in Eukaryota, Fungi, Ascomycota, Eurotiomycetes, Eurotiales, Aspergillaceae. The record is from the annotation of a GenBank genome assembly.